This is a messenger RNA of Pimephales promelas (fathead minnow), 4038 nucleotides long. The record is from RefSeq and is a predicted model, not a curated record. Lineage: Eukaryota; Metazoa; Chordata; Actinopteri; Cypriniformes; Leuciscidae.
ACGUUGACAACCGGAAAUCGAAACCUAUCGAACUGAAUAAUAGUAGAAAUGAAAGUGUCAUUGUGAGCUGUGAAGCAUGUCAGUGUGAACUGACAUUAUUAGUACCGUGUAAACCUGAUAUGAGAUCACGGUAACGAGUGUUUCCAGUAUGACAAGAUAUGACAUUCACGAGCUGAGGUAAACAUUCAGUGAAGUUCUGUCGCUUUCUGCUUGUAGUUAUUUUUAACUGUGCGAUAUGGAGUCUCCGUCAAGAAAUUAUAUUUCUCUGCUGAAUGAGUACCAGCAGAAGACUCAAUACACCGUCAAAUAUGAGGAGGAAUCCACCGAGGGACCGAGCCACAACAAAACAUUCACAAUGAGGGCUAUUGUAAAUGGUCAGCGGUUUCCUCAUGGCACUGGGAAAUCUAAGAAGGAGGCAAAGCAAAGUGCUGCCAAGAACGCCCUUGAUGGCCUCAGGAGCUCUCCCAAUAAUGAGUCUACGACAUCAUCUGUUCAAAACAUGUCCAACAACAUGAAUAUACCUUUGCGGAAUUACACAUGUUGGCUCAAUGAAUAUUCGCAGAAGAACAGGUUAUUAUUCAAGCCCCAUGAGACCAAUAAGAUGGAUCCAGGAAACUCUACUCAAUUGUGUACUUAUGUCUGUAAAUUCGUUUGCGCUGAUAGAGAGUUUCCGGAGGCUUAUGGAAAUACUAAGAAGGAAGCCAAAGAAGCAGCAGCUUUGCGUGUUCAUGAAGAGUUGUGCAAAACACAAAAUGCAGAGGUCUUUGACGAGAACAGCAAUAAAGCACAGGGGUCAGAGGUUGCAGCUUGUAGUGCUAGCCUGGACCGCCUGAGUUUGAGUGUUGCUGAUGAUUCCCGAAGCUCCACGCCUGACCAAAACUACAUUGCAUAUCUCAAUCACUACUGCCAGAAAAAUAAACUUGUGCAUGAUUUCCAAUUAGUGGAGAAAAGAGGCCCUCCUCACAACCCAGAGUUUGUGUAUAAAGUUGUCAUAGACGGGAAGGAAUAUCCUGAAGGACAAGGAAAGAGCUCGAAAGAGGCGAAGCAACAUGCAGCUCAGCACGCGUGGAGUGAACUUCGAGAUCAGUCUGGCUGGACCACACAGAGUUCGGAAGAUGACACCUCUUCACAAACCCAAGAGAGUUCUAAAUCUGAGGAUGCACGACUCUCCUCGUGUGAAACUCCCAGCGCCAGUGAUGCCAUCGUCUUCAAAGACUCAUCCGCUGUCAGUUCUCCUAUGGUCAUAAGUCCUUGUGUGAGCCCUCUGGAUGUGAAGCCGAAAAUAAAAUUAGCACCAACUUUUCUUCUGUCACCGAACGGCCAGGCCAAGGGUAAAGAGACUGUUCCUAAAAUGAACGCAAAAAAUCUGGCAAAGUCAUCUGGAGAUCAACCUUCAAACCCAGCUAUAAAAUCAAGGUUUUUAGAAGACUUUGACUCAAUAAAUCCGAUCGGCAAAGGUGGCUUCGGACGAGUUUUCAAGGCAAGACGAAUGCUGGAGAACAAAUAUUAUGCUGUGAAGAUAGUAAAGAGUCGAGAAAAAGCUCUUCGUGAGGUUGGAGCUUUGUCUGAUUUUAAUAACCCCAACAUCGUCCGCUAUUACACCGCUUGGGAAGAGGACACGACGUACAGAUACGAGUCUUCAGAGACCAUCUCAGAUUCUAGCAGUGACCCGGGGACAAAGUUCCUCUACAUUCAGAUGGAGCUCUGUGAGGGAGACACGCUGCGAGCCUGGAUUGAUCAGAGGAACUCUCCAAAGGAGCGUUUCCCAGAGAGGAGAGCGGAUGCGGCACGGAUCAGCGGACAGGUGCUGACGGCCGUGGACUACAUUCACUCCAAGGGCUUGAUCCACAGAGACCUGAAGCCUCCAAACAUAAUGUUCAGCAGUGACGGAGGAGUGAAGGUUGGAGACUUCGGCCUCGUGACUGCGGCUGAAAAUGACAAUGAUGAGCGAAUGCUGGAACGGACUAAAAGAACAGGAACCCGUAGUUACAUGAGCCCGGAGCAAGCGACUCAAACAUCCUACGACAAAAAGGUGGAUAUAUACGCUCUGGGCCUCAUAUAUUUUGAACUCAUCUAUAAUUUCAACACAGCGCAUGAAAAGAAAAAGAUUUGGGCGGAUUUAAGAAGUAGGGUUUUUCCACCAAAGUUCUCAGAGAAAUUUAGCUUUGAGCACAAGCUCAUAGAUCGCAUGUUGAGCGCCAAUCCUGAAGACAGACCGGACGCCACAGAGCUGAUCAGAGAACUGGCUCUGGAUAUUUCAGUCCUGAAGACAGAUAAAGACAUCAAGACCUUCUUUAGAGGAAAGGGAGAAGGAAUCGAAACCGAAACUUCUAGAAGGCUGGGUCAAAAUCCAACACGGACGGAGCUCGAGUGUGUUUUGGUCUUUAACGUUAUAGACCGACCAGAGAAGGAGCACAACAAGAAUCUGACAGCUGUAAGAAAACAUUUGGACAGAAUCAAAAUGUCUGCCGACUUUGAAAUGGAGAAGAUGAUCGUUGACUUCUUGAGACAAAAUGGCAAAAGCACAGUUUUAACCAUUUUUAAAAAAUUCGGACUAAACAGAUCCACCGCGAACCGGCAUUUGUACAACCUAGAGAAAUCACAACAGGUGUUCAAGUCUGACGAAAAUCCUCCUGUGUGGGAUCUAAUGGAGAACAAGACCGAGGCCAAACACACACUCAAACCAGAGCUAAAGACCCAGACGACAAGAGACUCAAGAGACUCAUGCGAAGAGGAACAUGUGAGGGAUCUGCUGAAAUCAGGAGCUUUAAAAGCCCAUCAAAUCGCCAAAUCACUGGGACAGACACCAAAAGUGAUGAAGAAACAGCUGUACAUUAUGGAGAAGGAGGGAAAGGUACAGAAAUGUAAAGAAACCAGCACUUGGACACUGAAUGACGAGGAGACCAAUGGAAGUUACAAUCAAGAGAGUUCCUGUUCCAGUGAUAAUAGACUGGGCUCAAAUUCAGGGUUGUCUCAUAGUUUUGAUGUGAUCGCAGAACUUGGCGAAGGAGGCUUUGGCUGCGUUUAUAAAGUAAAGCAUAAAUUUGAUGACAAGAUCUACGCCGUAAAGAAAGUCGUUUUUACUGGGAAAGCUGUUUCUGAGGUGAAGGCAUUGGCCAAACUAGAACAUGCAAACAUAGUGCGCUACUUUACAUGUUGGUCAGAUUCUGAGAACUGCACAUCAAACCAAGAAAGAAGCAAAGCGUCCAACACAUCACGUUCUUCUUCAGAUGUAGUGACUUUUGACAGAUCUGGAUGUGAAGAGAAUGAUGAUGAUGAUGAUGACGGUGAUGAUGAUGAUGCCGACGAUGAUGAUGUCAGUGAUGCCACAUCAGGAAUGGCAAGUCUGGGAGUGACAGCAGACACCGGGACGUACUUGUUUAUUCAGAUGGAGUUCUGUGAGGGAGGAACACUGACUACAUGGAUAAAUGACAGAAAUCAUAAGGAAACUCAGAGAAACACGAUGGACAUCUAUAAAAUAUUUUGUGAAAUUAUCAGUGGAGUGGAAUACAUCCAUUCAAGCAAUCUCAUCCACAGAGACUUGAAGCCUGAUAACAUAUUGUUCGGCUCUGACGGCCGAGUGAAGAUCGGAGACUUUGGGCUGGCGGUGCAUCAGACCAAUGACAGCGGUGACUCCAUAAAGAGGUCAAAGGGAAGAGGAACACCUCCAUAUAUGAGUCCUGAGCAGGAAAAGGGCAGUGAUUAUGAUGAAAAGACAGACAUAUUUCCACUUGGACUCGUAUGGUUUGAGAUGCUCUGGAAAAUAUCUACUCUUAGCGAGAGAGUGGAGCUGUGGCCAGAUCUGAGAAAGCAAAGGUUUCCGGAAGGUUUCUGUGACCGUUAUCCGACUGAAAAUAAAUUCAUCAAGGAGAUGCUGUCCUCUAAACCCGAGGACAGGCCACAAGCAAAGGACAUCAGAGAAAAACUUGAGUCGUUUUUCUCUGUGAAUCACCUGUUAAUCCAGAAAACAAUUUGACAUUGUUUGUAUUGAAACAGUAGUUUGGUAGAAUCCACUCAAAAUAAUGUUUUACCAAUGUU